This is a messenger RNA of Apaloderma vittatum (bar-tailed trogon), 2370 nucleotides long. It is a transcript of the gene CGNL1, whose product is annotated as cingulin-like 1. Lineage: Eukaryota; Metazoa; Chordata; Aves; Trogoniformes; Trogonidae. The annotation marks the transcript as partial. The record is from RefSeq and is a predicted model, not a curated record. The transcript is spliced from 7 exons.
AUGGAGCCAUAUUUUCCUGGGUUUAAGCAUGUGCAGCAGGACUAUGAAGUCACUCUUGAACUUGCAAGCGAGGAGACUCAAAAGACUAGAAAUGCACAAAAUUCUAGGACGGGAUCUUACGGUGUCAGUAUUAGAGUCCAAGGAAUUGAUGGACAUCCUUACAUAGUGCUAAACAAUACAGAAGGAUGUUUGUCAGAAAAUCCUCCUCCUCCUCCUGGAAAAGAACAGCAGGUCAUUUCUCAGACUGUAAGCAAGCCAGCCAUAGACUCCAAUACUGUUUUUAAAUUGGAGGACAAAACCAAUGAACACGCAGAGUUUCCUGGAACACAGCACAUGCAACCCUGUAUGCUUAAAAGCCUAAAGAUAACUAAUCUGGAUGAAAAGGAAGAUGGAAUAUCAGAUUUUAAAGAUGGAUCUGUGAAAUCCUCCAAUUUGUUGAACUUUCAAAGACACCCUGAACUUCUUCAGCCUUACGAUCCUGAAAAGAAUAACUUGAACUUGGAUAAUUGCCAGUCUUCUGUGUGCAGUAAAUCUAAAUCUUUUGUGGAUGAAAAAAGUGAAGCAAAGCCUUGGACUUCCUCUUCUAAAGUAGUAUCCCUACAGAAAACAAAUACAUAUCUUGCAGAACCAGCCCAAGGAAAUUCAAAAAAGAUGCAUUUGAACAGGUCAGUAGAAGACGAAAAUAAACAGCUGUGGAAUUGUCCCAGUAGCACAGUCAGCCCCAACGAAGUGUGUGUUUCAGAAUCAUUUUCAUCUACAGGAGGAUCCCCCUGUGUUAGUCCCACUGCUUAUCCAGAGACAAGAAAACCUAGACCAGAUGUUCUUCCCUUUCGCAGACAAGAUUCAGCUGGGCCAGCAUUGGAUGACUCACGAAGAUCAUCUUCCUCAUCAGCUACUCCCACUUCUGCAAAUUCCUUAUACAGAUUUUUACUUGAUGACCAAGAGUAUGCCAUCUAUGCAGACAACGUUAAUCGACAUGAAAACAGAAGAUAUAUUCCGUUUUUGCCCGGAACUGGUCGUGAUAUUGAUACUGGGUCACUACCAGGAGUAGAUCAGCUAAUUGAAAAGUUUGAUAAGAAAGUUGAUCCUCACAGAAGAGGUAGGUCAGGAAAGAGGUACAGAAUUCAUCCAGAUGAUCGUAAAAGAUCAAGAAGCGUUGAUAGUGCCUUGUCGUUAGAGCUUGAUGUAAAUUCAGAUUAUCUAGGUGAAUUCAAUAAAAGUGUGGGUAAGUCAGCUGAGCACUUACUGAGGCCAUCUAAAGUUUGCCUUCACAAGCAGUUAUCUAGAGAUCAAAAGUCACCUUCCAAAGAGAUGAAGAUUUCUGCUCGAAGUAUUGGAAAACUGCAAAUGCCUGAUAAAGACACUCAGAACAGCAGUUUCAAUUCUUUGCAAUACCAUAAACAAAAUGGACCUGAAACUGAGAGCUCGAUGUUUAGGUCAUGUACACUUCCAGGGCAGAAUAAGAGAGAGGAAGUUAGAACAGUAACUUCUACUUUGUUGUUGCCAAACCGAAUUACAAUACCACCUGAUUCAGGAGCCAAGACUUCUGUAAAAACAUUUUCAUCUGCCCCUAACAUACAGGCAACUCCUGAUCUCUUAAAAGGCCAACAAGAUCUUGCACAGCAAACAAAUGAAGAGACUGCUAAACAGAUACUUUACAGUUACCUUAAGGAAGGAAGUGCUGAUAAUGAUGAUGCAACAAAAAGGAAAGUCAACUUGGUUUUUGAGAAAAUUCAGACUUUGAAGUCAAGAGCUGCUGGAAAGUCACCGGUUUCAGAUUCUUCAGCCGAAGUAAAAGCAUUGGUGGAACAAAAAGCAGAACUUGAAAGGAAAGUGGAAGAAUUAGAGAAAAAACUGGAUCUAGAAAUUCAGAAUCGGCAAGAUUCCAAAGAAGAGAGAGAUGCUACGCGAGCAAGCCUGAAAGAUCUUCAGCUGCAACUUGAUGAAAAUAUACGUGAAAAAGAAGCCUUAAAAAAGCAACUGGAAGAAAAUGAGAAGGAACUCAGACAUAACCUAGAGGAGCUUUUUCAAGUGAAGAUGGAGCAGGAGCAACACCAGACUGAGAUCAGAGAUCUUCAAGACCAACUCUCUGAGAUGCAUGAUGAACUGGAUAGUGCAAAACAUACUGAUGAAGGGGAGAAAGAGGUUCUGAUUGAGGAGCUGAUGCAAAUGAAGCAGGAUCUGCAAGAGGUAUUAAUAGCAAAAGAUCAACAAGAAGAGAUUUUGAGAAAAAGAGAGAGAGAGCUUACAGCUUUAAAGGGAGCACUAAAAGAAGAAGUAUCUAGCCAUGACAUGGAGUUGGAUAAACUUAAAGAGCAACAUGAUAAAGAAUUACUCCAUCUACAACAGAGCCUGGAGAAAGCAACAGAG